Molecule: messenger RNA, 667 nt
Organism: Maylandia zebra (zebra mbuna)
Lineage: Eukaryota; Metazoa; Chordata; Actinopteri; Cichliformes; Cichlidae
Source: RefSeq, a predicted model, not a curated record
UACACCUCUGCCUCCUGACCACCAUAAUUCUACUGCUUAUGUGAAAUGUUCAGGAAAUAUUGAGAUGAGCUUGAUGAACAGCUGCUGGGGAAAAGUCAGGAUUCAUGUAGAAGAGAAAGAAGGAGAUAUGUGUGCAGACACCUGGACAGAAGACAAGUCUGUGAAGCUGUGUGAAAAGCUGAACUGUGGGACGCCCAUAAAAGCCCACAACAGUCCCAAAGAUGGUGAUAUCCUCUUUAAGAGUUUACACCCGACAAAUCAGACUACUGACCUGACACAGAGCAUCUUUGUCAAAAACCAGGACAAUGAUAAGUCCUGUAAAGAAAAACCAGCCUAUGUUGUUUGCUCAGGUAGUGUCAAGCCCAGAUUUAGCAUUCCCAGUUACAAAUGCUUUGGAAACGUAGAGGUGGAGUAUGAGGGGAAGUGGAUCCCUGUGUGCGAGGAUGCUCUCAAAGACACUAACAAUAGAAACACCAUCUGUCAGGAGCUUAAAUGUGGUGAUGCUGUGGAGACUCUUCCCUACUUUGGACCUGCACCAGCAGAUAAAUUAGCCAUUUCAAACCUAAACUGCAUUGCAAUGCUAACAGUCCAUUAUCUGCAUGCAGCAGUAUUACUGCUUCUACAGCUGCUGCAAACACAGUGGCCUCCGAUGCUCUGGUGUGUAUAA